AUGUGGCUCAUUUUAAUUUUCGGACUCAUCUCUAUAAUCGCAACCAUCAAAUAUUCUCUGGAACGUCGCAGGUGAAAACUCUCCAAUUCGUUGCUUAUUCACUAAAAUGAUCAUUUCAGAAAAGCCAAGGCGGUCGCUUUCUUCCAUCCGUAUUGCAAUGCCGGUGGAGGUGGAGAACGAGUUCUCUGGGCAGCUAUCCGGUCGCUGCAAAAAAGGUCAACCAUCUAUUCGUCGGUACAAAUUUAUCCAAUUUCCGUUUCCAGAUUCCCCGAGCUGAAAUACUACGUGUACUCCGGCGAUACCGAUGCCACGAAAGAGCAGAUUCUUUUGAAAGCGAGACAACGAUUUGGAAUAGAAUUAGACCCAGCCAACGUGCAUUUCGUGUAUCUCCGGUUAGUGAUUCCUUUCUCGUUUCUCUGAUCGCUCUUCAAAUCCACUCGAGAGUUCUUUACUAUUUGUUUAAUUCAAUUCCAGCUGGCGCCGUCUCGUUGAAGCGGACCUCUAUCCGGUGCUCACUAUGCUCGCCCAGGCUCUCGCCGGUUGGGCUCUUGCUUUGGAGGCGUUGUACCAUUUCGUCCCGGAAGUAUUCAUCGACUCCAUGGGUUAUCCACUGUCCCUUACGACUUUCCGAUUUGCCGGAUGCCGCGUCGCCGCCUACGUUCACUACCCAACAAUUUCUCGUGAUAUGCUCGAUGUCGUCGACCGGAGACAGGCCGCAUUCAACAACCGGGACGUCAUUGCACAGAGCAACAUUCUCUCGUUGCUUAAGGUUCGAAAAAGUUUGAAAGGGUUAUUCCGAAAAGUGCAGUUUCAGCUUUAUUAUUAUCGAUUGUUCGCUGUUGCGUACCGAUGGGCCGGAAAAGCUGCAAACGUGGUUAUGGUCAACGGGAGGUAAAUCGUUUUCUAAAAAUAUCUGAAAUAAAUCUGAUUUUGACAGCUGGACUCAACGCCAUAUCACUUCAAUCUGGUCUCGGAGGGACGUGAGCAUUGUGUAUCCGCCGUGCGACGUCGAGGCUUUCAUGAACAUCGAAUCUGUCGCAGAGAACUUGUGAGUGCCCCAACAUUUGGCAGAAAAGUCAGAAGUAAAUUACUUAAGGCUGGAAGAGUCGAAGACAGUCCGUAUAUUGUCAGUCGGGCAAAUUCGUCCAGAGAAGAACCACAAACUGCAGAUUGAAGUACUUCAUGAAGUCAAAAAGCUAUUAAGAGAAAUGGGGUACAAUGUGCAAUUGUGCAUCGCAGGAGGUUGUCGUAACAUAGAAGACGAACAGAGAGUGGAGAGUCUGAAAAGGCUCGCAGAAGAGUUGGAUGUCACUGAAAAUCUGUUUUGGCAACUAAACGUGCCUUAUGAGGAUUUGAUAUCCGAGCUAUCAGUAAAAAGACAUCUGAACUUUGUCAACUUUUAUUUCAAUUUCAGAAAGCCCUAAUCUCAGUUCACACGAUGCACAAUGAGCAUUUCGGAAUUUCGGUCGUCGAAGCGAUGGCUGCCUCCACAAUCAUUAUAGCAAACGAUUCGGGUGGUCCCAAAAUGGAUAUCGUUAAAGACUACGAGAAUCACUGUGUUGGAUAUUUGUCCGUUUCGAAGGACGAGUACGCGCAGACGAUUCUGCACAUUCUGAAGGAAGGGCGUCCGAGGAGAGAUGAAAUCAGAGAGUACGCUCGCAAAUCGUUGGAUCGAUUCGGGGAGGCGACAUUCGAGGUGAGUCAUACACUGAUCUGUGUGGAAAUAAUUCAUUUUUCAGAGUCUGUGGAACGAACAGAUUGGAACUCUUGUGAUUUCUCGAUGA
This is a messenger RNA of Caenorhabditis sp. 36 PRJEB53466, 1784 nucleotides long. The record is from the annotation of a GenBank genome assembly. Lineage: Eukaryota; Metazoa; Nematoda; Chromadorea; Rhabditida; Rhabditidae.